Zootermopsis nevadensis is the source of this 2529-nucleotide messenger RNA. Its product is annotated as myotubularin-related protein 9. The record is from RefSeq and is a predicted model, not a curated record. NCBI's taxonomy places the organism in Eukaryota, Metazoa, Arthropoda, Insecta, Blattodea, Termopsidae. Gene Ontology annotation, cellular component: cytoplasm. Gene Ontology annotation, molecular function: protein phosphatase binding. Gene Ontology annotation, biological process: negative regulation of autophagy; phosphatidylinositol dephosphorylation.
AUUCUAGCAGCGCCUCUAUUGGACAGAAUAUUUUCUGAAAAGUGUGCUGUGAAAAUGUAGGAUGGGCAAUUAGGGGUGCACUUUCAGGGACAACAAUAUAAAAAGUUGACAUUACGCAGUGCAAAUAAACAUCACAGUUAAAUAUAAGAACCAAAUCUCCAGAUUGGUUUGGAUUGAAGCCAGCUAUGGAGUUUGUUGAACUAAUCCUAAUUCCUAAGCUUGAUGGGGUAGUGAUGCAUGGGCCAUUCCAAAAACCAGUUGAUGGCACACUUUGCAUCACUGGUCACCACCUUAUACUGUCAACCAGAAAAGAAGGUGUUGAAGAACUCUGGCUUCUUCAUCAUAAUGUAGAUGCAGUAGAGAAGAAACUCAAUGGAUUGCAAGGAGGAAGUUUAAUAAUCAAGUGCAAGGAUUUUCGAAUCAUUCAGCUGGACAUCUGUACACCAGAUGAAUUUGCAAAGGUUGCUACAACUAUUGAGAGCCUCUCAUCACUGGAUGAACCUAACAAACUGUACCCCUUCUUCUACCGCCCUCUGUUCCCAAUCAUGGAGGAUGGUUGGACAGCAUUCCGACCUGAGACAGAAUAUUCACAGUUGGUGACAAGUCAGGGAGAUGAAUGGAGGAUCAGCUACAUCAAUAAGGACUUUCAGGUCUGUGCCACAUAUCCAAGUGCAGUUGUGGUUCCCAAGUGUGUGGAUGAUAACACUAUCAAAGCUGCUGCUAGUUUCCGUGAAGGUGGACGGUUUCCAGUUCUCAGCUAUAGACAUGAUGGUGGGAGUGUUCUGAUGAGGAGUAGCCAACCUCUGACAGGUCCCAAUUCCAAACGAUGCAAGGAAGAUGAAAGACUCAUCAACUCUGUUCUGGGACCCGGUAAACGUGGGUACAUUAUUGACACCCGUACACAAACACUUGCUCAGACAGCCAAGUCUCGAGGUGGUGGUUUUGAGGUAGAGAUGUAUUAUCCACAGUGGCGACGAAUCAAUAAGCCCAUUGAUCGACAUCAUGUCCUGCUUGAUUCCCUAGCCAAGCUCAUUGAAGCUUGUAAUGACACAACUGUAUCAAUGGAGAAAUGGCUGUCACGCUUGGAAUCAUCCAAUUGGAUGUCGCAUAUAAAGGACACACUCAAUUGUGCCUGUUUGGUGGCUCAGUGCCUUGAUCAGGAAGGGGCAUCAGUACUUGUCCAUGGUUCUGAAGGUUUGGAUGCUACUUUGCUGGUAACAUCAUUAGCACAAAUCAUCCUUAAUCCUGACUGUAGAACUGUAAGGGGGCUGGAGGCGCUUGUAGAGCGGGAAUGGCUGCAGGCAGGAUAUCCAUUUCCCAUUCGCCACCGCAAGUCAUGCUAUGGCAGUGGACGGAGCAAGACUCAGGCCCCAACAUUCCUCCUUUUCCUUGAUUGUGUGGCACAGAUUCACCAACAGUUUCCAUGCAGCUUCGAGUUCAGCACCUCAUUUCUUAUCAUGCUAUUUGAACAUUCCUACUGUUCACAGUUUGGCACAUUCCUGGGCACAUGUGAAGCAGAUAGGACUAGAAUGAAGCUGGCCGAGCGGACUGUCAGCCUGUGGUCUUACCUGAAUCGGCCCGAUGUACUUCAGUCUUUCCUCAACCCCAUGUAUGACCCCAAUAACCGUGUCAUUUGGCCAUCAGUUGCACCCAUGAGCUUGUCACUGUGGUCUGAAUUAUUCCUUCGUUGGGUUGUGGAUCAGACACCUCAGCAGAGGGCCUGGGAGAUGAUGACAUCACUUCGAGAGAAAGAAAAGGAGCUACGGCUGAAAGCCACGCGGUUACGACGACAUUUGGCAGACCUGGAGAAGGAAGCUCUGGAAGCAGGAAUACUUCUUCCAGCAUCAGCUGAUAGUGUGCCUACAACAGAAGUAGCAGCUAAUGCUUAAAGAUGGUUUAAAUAGUUCCAGCUUUCUGUCACACUGCUGGUUAGUGAAGACAAGCAGUUUGUAAAAUUUCAAAAUGUCUCAAAUGAUCUCGAGAGGUGAAACCAAAAUUUCCUUCUUCUUUGCCCAUGUUGUCAGUGUUGUUUAUUGUCUGUUCAUUGUCUGUUAAUCUUCUGUAAGUGCAAGAUGGUUGUUUUGAAUUUCUAGAUAAAUCAAGUAUAAACACUAAAAUGUUUUCCACAUAUUUGUAUUGCGCCAAGCUUAUUUACAAAAGUGCUUCUUGCUAGAUCCAUACAGUAUAAAACAUUGUGCAAUAGAAUGCUUUUCUAACAUAUAAAUUCAAUAAUUAAACUACAAUCUCAUGUGAAGCAGAAAUAAAAAUUAAUAAAAUGUGUUUGAAAAAUGGAAGAAUUUUUAUAUGAAUUUAUAAUAUCAAACAAAUAAAGCUGUUUCAUUGUCUAUUAAAAUGCUGUUAUAAUUAAAUGUGUAAAGAUGGAUAAGCUAUAGAUUUAUAUAUACCAAGGUUCAUGUCAUAUUGUUAGUUCUUUGUUACUUUAAGAACUCGAAAAGAUUAUGAACCUGUUUCUGUUUUCUGGGUUUAUUGCCAUAACAUGUGUAAUAAAAGCAUUAUCAUAUUCUGUUC